Molecule: messenger RNA, 594 nt
Organism: Apiotrichum porosum
Lineage: Eukaryota; Fungi; Basidiomycota; Tremellomycetes; Trichosporonales; Trichosporonaceae
Exons: 2
Coding region: 1-594 (197 amino acids)
Source: RefSeq, a predicted model, not a curated record
AUGUCGGCCGCCUUCCGCACACUCUACGCCGCCAGGAGCGUCGUCAACACCCCGGCAGCCCGCCAGUCCGGCCUCGCCGCCCAGGCGCUCCGCCUUUCUCCCGUCGCCUCGUCCUCGUCGACUGUUUCUGCUGUCCGCUUCUCGUCUUCGUGGUCCAAGCCAACCUCGUUCGUCGACCAGGGCUUCACCACCAGGGACUCUGCCGCCGCUCCUGCUCCGGGCCCCACCUCGACCUCUCGCUUCAGAGGCCUGCCAAAGUUUGAGUUUGGACAGAACGUCAUCCCCGAGAAGGACACCGAGCCCGACGCGUGGUGGCGCGACGACGGGUCGUUGAACAAGAACGACGCCUGGCCCGGAAACCAGUUCACGGGCCGCAGCGAGGCCGUCAUGCACAAGACCUACGCUAUUGCUCAGCGCACCGUGAACGGCAUCAUGGGCAGCACCGGCGCCAAGAGGGAUAUCCGCGCGGGCGAGUACCACAUCAAGCCCAACGUUCUGAGGUGGCGUACAAAGGGCCUGCGCUUCCGUCGUCGUUUCCAGGAGGAGAUCCGCCAGCGUGUGCAGCUCGUCCAGAUGCUCCGCGCCCGCAAGUAG